Linum tenue is the source of this 1667-nucleotide messenger RNA. Lineage: Eukaryota; Viridiplantae; Streptophyta; Magnoliopsida; Malpighiales; Linaceae. The record is from the annotation of a GenBank genome assembly.
CCCACCCAACUCGAAAACUGUUUUCCCCUCUAGUAGCAGAAAAAAGGCAACAACUCAAGACCGCCGUCGGUGACUCUUAUUGCUACCCGGCCGAGAGACUGACGGGAAACGGGGAAAGCAAAGAACGGGGAAAGCAAGCGCAAAUGGCCUACUUGAGCAUGGGAGAAUCACACCGAAGAAUCACUGACUACCUCAAUAGGUUCGCCGACGCUAUCAACUACCAGGACGGAGAUUCUCUGGCUCGGCUAUUCUCCGUCUCGUCCGACUCCCCCUCUCUCCUCUCGCUCGCUGACGCUCUCAACGUCUUCCAGGAUGCUAAUAGACUGAUAAAGCAAUCGGAGAAAUUCUCGCAAUUUGGGGAAGUAGUAGCUCCGUUCUUUCGUUCCCUGCAAUGCUAUCGAAUUGGCAACUUGGUCGAUGCUUACGGAGCAUUUGAGAAAGCUUCAAAUGCCUUUAUACAGGAGUUCCGGAACUGGGAAUCGGGUUGGGCGUUGGAGGCACUCUAUGUCAUUGCUUAUGAAAUACGGGUUCUUGCGGAGAGGGCAGAUAGAGAGCUGGCUUCGAAUGGGAAAUCACCGGAGAAAUUGAAAGGAGCGGGUUCAUUCCUCAUGAAAGUGUUCGGUGUUCUUGCUGGGAAAGGUCCGAAGCGUGUCGGAGCACUGUAUGUGACUUGUCAGUUGUUCAAAAUAUACUUUAAGGGAGUUCUUGAACAUAAAGUUUCAGGAAAUGCCAGAAUUCUAACAGUUACUGGUUUGCAGCUUGGCACAGUUAAUCUUUGCCGUAGUGUGAUAAGAAGUAUAGAAACUGCCCGAAUAUUCGAUUUUGAGGAAUUUCCGAUAAGGGAUAAGGUCACUUACAUGUACUACACUGGCCGUCUGGAAGUUCUCAAUGAAAAUUUUCCAGCUGCAGAUCAAAAGUUGUCCUAUGCCUUAACACAUUGCUGUCUCAGCAAAGAGGCCAAUAUAAGGAUGAUACUGAAAUAUUUGAUACCAGUGAAGCUUUCAAUAGGCAUUUUACCAAAGAAACAGCUCCUUGAAAACUAUGAUUUAGUUGAGUACAACAACAUUGUGGAAGCCCUAAAGAGGGGCGAUCUCCGACUGCUCCGAAGUGCUCUCCAAGAGAAUGAAGAUCAGUAUGUUUCUACGAUCAGGAGUUUAUCUUGUCCUAGAGAAGCUAGAGCUUCAAGUUUAUCAAAGAUUACUAAAGAAAAUCACAAUCCCCACAGCUACAUCAUCCAAAAGCAAAAGGACCCUAGCAAAGCUCACCAAGUGAAGUUGGAAGUGAUUGUUAAAGCAUUAAAAUGGCUCGAGAUUGAAAUGGACUUGGAUGAGGUGGAGUGCAUAGUGGCAAUUUUGAUAUAUAAGAACCUUAUGAAAGGUUAUUUUGCCCACAAGAGCAAGGUUGUAGUGUUGAGCAAGCAAGACCCUUUUCCCAAAUUAAACGGGAAGCCGGUUGCUUCUUAGGGAUUCAAUGCCCUGUUUGGCGACAGUAGAAGUAUACGCUAAGUUCUGACCGUGUUACUAUAAGCAGCUUACUUCAGUUUACUAUACUGAAAGUGUCGAGAAGACUUUAUAUAUGUUGUACGUUAUAAUUCAAUUUUGAUUUGCAGCCUUCUCUUGUUUACAAAAAUUUCAUUCCUAUUUUCGUAGCCUCCUGUUAAGUAACCA